This is a messenger RNA of Triplophysa rosa, 1892 nucleotides long. It is a transcript of the gene slc30a6, whose product is annotated as solute carrier family 30 member 6. Gene Ontology annotation, cellular component: membrane. Gene Ontology annotation, biological process: monoatomic cation transport; transmembrane transport. The coding region runs from base 44 to 1675 and encodes 543 amino acids. Gene Ontology annotation, molecular function: monoatomic cation transmembrane transporter activity. The record is from RefSeq and is a predicted model, not a curated record. The transcript has 15 exons. NCBI's taxonomy places the organism in Eukaryota, Metazoa, Chordata, Actinopteri, Cypriniformes, Nemacheilidae.
AUAUUUGGCGGCGGAAGUGACGCUCACGGGCACGGCAGUUAGCAUGGCGCUGGACGGCUCGUCCACGUCUGUGAUAAUGGCUCACAAUAAGGCAUACCAGGUUCACAUGUGUGAUUAUUACAGCAGUACACCCGAUGUAGUGCCCUCAGGAGUCAGCGAGAGGAAGAUCUCUCCCUCACACACGUGCGAUAUGAUGACGCUGGAUGUCAUCACCAUUAAAGACUCGGAUGCUCCAGUCCACAGGAAGAAACGUGAAGUUGACACUUAUGUGCUGGGCACGAUACAUCCAUUCCGGAAAACUCACAGGUCCAUCCUGGGGAAGUUUUUCCAAGAGAUUAGCUUGGUUGCCUCUAACAGACGGUCGUGGAGGAUUCUUCUCUUUGGUGUCUUGAAUCUGAUGUGUACGGCCUGUCUGCUGAUGUGGUGCAGUUCUACCAACAGUAUGGCUUUAACUGCAUAUACGUACCUCACUAUCUUCGAUCUCUUCAGUCUUCUCACAUGUUUUCUGAGUUUCUGGGUGAGCAUGAAGAAGCCCAGUCAGGUCUACACUUUUGGGUUCGAGCGGUUCGAGGUGUUGGCGGUGUUCGCCUCCACUGUGUUGGUUCAGCUGGGUGCUCUCUUCAUCCUGAAGGAGAGUGUCGAGCGGUUUGUGGAGCAGCCAGAGGUUCACACCGGUCGUCUGUUGGUGGGAACAUUUGUGGCUCUGUUCUUUAAUCUGUUGACUCUACUGUCAGUGAAGAACAAACCCUUCGUCUUUGUGUCUGAAGCGGCGAGCACCAGCUGGCUUCAGGAACAUGUGGCCGAUCUGAGUCGAAGUGUGUGUGGACUCAUCCCGGCGCUCAGCAGUUUUCUGUUACCCAGAAUGAAUCCCUUCGUGCUGAUAAACCUCGCCGGCGCCGGCGCUCUCGGCAUCACGUACAUGCUUAUUGAAAUCAAUAAUUAUAAUGCGAUGGACACGGCCACUGCCAUCGCCAUCGCCCUCAUGACCUUCGGCACCAUGUAUCCCAUGAGCGUGUACAGCGGGAAAGUUCUGCUUCAGACCACCCCCUCUCAUGUGAUUGGUCAGCUUGAUAAACUGCUCCGAGAGGUCUCUACGCUGGAUGGAGUUCUUGAAGUCAGAAAUGAACAUUUCUGGACCAUUGGCUUUGGCUCUUUGGCCGGCUCGGUCCACGUGCGCAUCCGCAGGGACGCUGAUGAGCAGAUGGUUCUGGCUCACGUCACCAACCGCUUGAACGCACAGGUGUCCGUGCUUACAGUUCAGAUCUUCAAAGACGACUGGAGCCGUCCCUCGCUGACGGGGGGCGUUCUCCCGACCGGCUCGCUCAGUCUCUCCGAGUACGUCACUUCUGCUGCCUUUCCUCCCGCCGUGACCAAACAACUGGAGGAGUGUGACCCGGUCACGUCUACACCCGCGAAGCCCAGCAGCCCACCGCCCGAGUUCUCCUUCAACACUCCGGGAAAGCACAUCCAGCCGGUGGUGUUUCCGAUGGCCCAGCAGCACAGGCCGUACUCUUCCGGUGUGCUGAAGCAAGGUUUGGGUCAGGCCGGCGGUGCCGCUGCCAUGAGGCUGGGCUUUGGCGUGCCGUCCGAUCAGGGUUACAGGACUGUGAACACAGUCCCACACAGAUACACAAGCAAUCUGUCUCCAUCACAAACAGAUCAACAGAGACCGUGAGCUGCUAACACCACCUCAGCUUGUUUCUGUGGGACCACCAGCAUUAGUUUCUCCUCUAGUUUGAUGUUUGAACUUCAUAUUAUUGUUUUAAUCUCCUCAUCUAAAGAGGAGUCAAAUCGUUUUUUUAUGUUUACAUUUGACCAAAACUUAUUUACCAGAUGGAUAAAAAAAGUUGUAAUAAAUAAUUCCCAUAAAUAUAGUAUUGUACUUAACAUUA